GCAAGCUUGCGACUUUCGUAAAGAAUUUCCCACCAAAGUUUAAACAAUCAAAAUUCCCUGUUUUUAAAUCUUGUUCUUUUUGAUCGAUUGCUUUUGUGGGUCGUGUUUUUCGUGAUUUUGGGUUUUUGGGUGUGGAUUGAUUCCGGGUUUGUUGCAGAAAUUUCAAAAAUUUGGGUAUGGGGGUUUCGAUGAUUGGGAGUUCUCAGGCGCAGAUCCGGAGAACGGAAUUGGGGUACAGAGAUUUCAGGUUUUGCUUCGGGAAGAACGAUGAAAGGAAUAGGAUCUUGUCGAGAAAGACAAAUCAUGUUUGCUUUGUGGGUCAAAGUAACAGGUGGAGGAAUUCCAGGCUUCAAUUUGCUGUGAAAGUCAUGAAAGCUGAACCUGUUCUUGCAUCAAAACCUUCCAUCAGAUCCAAAUCCCUUGGUAGCUCUAGAUUAUUUGUUGGGUUGCCAUUGGAUGCGGUCUCAGAUUGCAAUACAAUAAAUCAUGCGCGAGCCAUUUCUGCUGGACUAAAAGCUUUGAAAUUGUUGGGAGUGGAAGGUGUUGAAAUGCCUGUGUGGUGGGGGAUAGUUGAGAAGGAAGUUAAUGGGGAGUACAACUGGUCUGGCUAUCUGGCUCUUGCAGAAAUGGUUCAGAAAGUUGGGCUCAAGCUCCAUGUAUCGCUCUGCUUCCAUGGAUCUAAGCAGCCAAAAAUCCCCCUACCCAAUUGGGUGACUCAGAUUGGUGCAUCCCAGCCUGAUCUGUUCUUUACUGAUCGAUCAGGGCAGCGUUACAAAGAUUGUCUAUCAUUGGCUGUUGAUGAUCUAGCCAUCCUUAAUGGCAAGACCCCAAUCCAAGUUUACCAGGAAUUUUGUGAGGGCUUUAAGUCUACAUUUUCAUCUUUCUUGGGUUCCACAAUCACAGGAAUCUCUGUGGGUCUUGGACCAGAUGGUGAGCUUCGAUACCCAUCACAGUCACACCACCAGCAAGCCAAAAAUAGCCGAAUCACUGGAGUUGGGGAGUUCCAGUGUUAUGACAGAAACAUGCUUAACUAUCUUAAGCAGCAUGCUGAAGCAACUGGAAACCCUUUAUGGGGAUUAGGUGGUCCUCAUGAUGCCCCAGGUUAUGAUCAAUCACCUAGUUCAAAUAACUUUUUCAAGGAUCAUGGUGGAUCUUGGGAAACUCCUUAUGGUGAAUUUUUCCUUUCCUGGUACUCAAGCCAGCUCAUAUCUCAUGGAAACCGUCUCCUCUCUCUUGCCUCUUCAACUUUCAGUGAUACUACAGCAAGCAUUUAUGGGAAAAUCCCCCUAAUGCACUUCUGGAACAGAACCAGGUCUCACCCUUCUGAAUUAACAGCUGGUUUCUACAAUACCAUCAACAGAGAUGGUUAUGAAGCAGUUGUAGAGAUGUUUGCAAGGAAUUCAUGUAAAAUGAUAUUGCCAGGGAUGGACUUGUCUGAUGAACACCAGCCACAUGAAUCCCUCUCCAGCCCUGAGUCAUUAAUUGCACAAAUCAGAACAGGAUGCAGAAAGCACAAGGUUGAGGUUUCAGGAGAGAACCUAGAUUCAAGGGCUCCAGGUGGAUACGAGCAGAUUAGAAAAAACAUUUUGGGUGAGAAUUUGGUAGAUUCGAUCACUUAUCAGAGAAUGGGAGCUUAUUUCUUCUCACCAGAACACUUUCCUUCAUUCACUGAGUUUGUCAGAAGUCUCAAUCAACAUGAAUUGCAUCCCGAUGAUCUGCCACAGGAAGAGGAAGUAACCAGCCAAAAUCUGAACUUGACUGCAGACUCGAGCAUGCACAUGCAAGCAGCAUAGAAAGAAUUCAGGGAUACAUGCCUUAUGUAAAUAAGCAUAAUUCUAGCAUGUAUGCCAUGUCAUGGUACUGGAAAAGAUUGGAUUAGGUAAAGCAUACUUUAGAAUAGCUGCCUUUCAAAAAUACAAUAGAAUAGGCAUGCAAUUAUUUUUGUAUUUUGAAAGUAGGGCCUAGGCAGUCUUGUUCUUGACUGCAGUUGUUGCUUAGUCUUGGAACUUAUACUUAUGAAAUGCAGCUUUGAGGGAGAUUUUAGAAUCAAAAGAUGAAUACAUGUCUUCAUUGAGCAGUUCCUGGAACAGUGUUGUUUGAAAUAACUUCCACUUGUAUAGGAGGCACUUAUAGCAAAUCUACAGAGCAAAAAAAUUCGUGUAAAUUAUGGGAGCAGGCAUUGGCAGAAGAAAACAAGGUUGUAGGUAGUGUUGUAAACAAGUUUAACAAGUAUUGGGGUUAUUGAGCUCAAAUCGAGCUUCAUCGACCUCAAAAUGGUGAAGUUUGAGCUUGAUAAGCAUACACACACAAGUCAUGAUCAACUUAUCAAGUUACGUGCAACAAGCUCAAUGAGCUUGAGCUCAAGUAGCCUGGGGGCUACCUGACUCUCAGACAAUCCUAGUUGCAAGCAUCAUAGCAAAGAAGCAUGAUAUGAUUUAUGUACUGUGAGUCUUCACAAGUGAAAACAUCUUUCUUACAGAUUUACAUGGCCGAAAUAGGAAGACAUUGAUCUCUUUAGAAAAGUAUAUUAUUUACAGAAGCGGAAGAAUAAAUGCAACAUAACUUAUUAGUCAACAAAUAAGUUCCACCCCAGAAACUCCUAUAAAUUCUCAUCUCUCUAGCAAAUGUGAACGAAUCAAAUCCAAGCUGAUGCAUCAAAGAAACCCUGAUUUUUUUUUUUACAGCUUGUCUCUCGCAGAAAACAUGGCACUUCAAGUUUACUGACAAAUCUUAUUGCACCAAUCCUCGAACUUUCCUGCCCCCUGACAA
Rubroshorea leprosula is the source of this 2769-nucleotide messenger RNA. Lineage: Eukaryota; Viridiplantae; Streptophyta; Magnoliopsida; Malvales; Dipterocarpaceae. The record is from the annotation of a GenBank genome assembly.